Molecule: messenger RNA, 1745 nt
Organism: Euleptes europaea (tarantolino)
Lineage: Eukaryota; Metazoa; Chordata; Lepidosauria; Squamata; Sphaerodactylidae
Gene: USH1C
Product: USH1 protein network component harmonin
Exons: 21
Coding region: 38-1702 (554 amino acids)
Biological process (GO): inner ear morphogenesis; inner ear receptor cell stereocilium organization; inner ear auditory receptor cell differentiation
Cellular component (GO): stereocilia ankle link complex; stereocilium tip; cilium
Molecular function (GO): protein binding
Source: RefSeq, a predicted model, not a curated record
GGAGAAAAGCGGAGAGAGGGUCGCUCUCCCCCUUGCCAUGGAGCGGAAGGUGGCCAGGGAAUUCAGGCACAAGGUUGACUUGUUGAUUGAUAAUGAAGCGGAAAAAGACUAUCUUUACGAUGUACUACGAAUGUACCACCAAUCCAUGAAUCUUCCAGUGUUGGUGGGAGAUCUGAAAUAUGUAAUCAAUGAACCAAGUCGACUGCCAUUGUUUGAGGCUAUCCGUCCUCUUAUCCCAUUAAAACAUCAAGUGGAAUAUGAUCAACUGACACCUAAGCUAUCUAGAAAACUGAAAGAAGUGAGGCUGGAUCGACUGCAUCCUGAAGGGCUUGGAAUAAGCGUGAGAGGUGGUGUUGAAUUUGGCUGUGGUCUUUUUAUUUCUCAACUAGUGAAAGGUGGACAAGCAGACAGUGUUGGACUUCAGAUUGGAGAUGAGAUAGUUCGAAUAAACGGAUACUCUAUUUCUUCAUGCACUCAUGAAGAAGUGAUUAAUCUUAUUCGCACAAAGAAAAUUGUGUCCAUCAAAGUGAGACAUGUCGGCAUGAUACCUGUUAAAAGUUCUCCUGAUGCGCCUCUGAAAUGGCAGUUUGUAGACCAGUUUGUGUCAAAUCCUGGGGAAGGCAAAAGCAGUGUUGCGGGACUUGCAUCGUCUGGAGGAAAAAGCCAUAAAGAAAAGAAGGUUUUCGUUAGUUUGAUUGGUACAAAAGGCAUGGGAUGCAGUAUAUCCAGUGGUCCUACACAAAAACCAGGCAUUUUCAUAAGUAAUGUUAAACCACAUUCUCUAUGUGCAGAAGUAGGAUUAGAGGUUGGUGAUCAGAUUGUUGAAGUAAAUGGAAUGGACUUUUCAAAUGUGGACCACAAAGAGGCUGUGAAGAUGUUGAAAAGCAGUCCAACUCUGACCAUCACUGUUGUAACAGGCGCUGGAAGAGAGUUGUUUAUGACUGAAGAGGAGAAGCAGCGGGAGGAGUACCAACAUGAGAUGGAACGCCAAGAGCUGAUGCGUCAGAAGCGGCUUGCACUAGAGACCAAUAAAAUUGUGAAAGAGCAGCAAGAAAAAGAGAGACUACGAAAGUUGGAGAUUGCCCAGAAGGCUGCCGAGGAAGAAGAAAGAUACCGUAAAGAAAUGGAACAGAUAACUGCUGAGGAAGAGAAAUUUAAAAAGCAGUGGGAAGAAGACUGGACCCAUAAAGAGCCCCCAAAGCCCCCCAAAACUGUAGUUGCAGAAGUACACCCUCCUCCUCCUCCCAAACAUCGACUAGAUUUAGAUGCACAUGACCAGCCUGCAGCAGAUGAUAUGAGUGGAAAGAACCUGAGAGAGAGCCAACAGGGCUUCCAGAAGUAUGUGGAAGACUUCGAUCCCUAUACAAUGUUUUCCCCCGAUCAGAUAAUGGGAAAAGAUGUCAGACUUCUGCAUAUUAAGAAGGAAGGGUCAUUAAAUCUUGCGGUUGAAGGAGGCAUCGGUUCUCCAAUUGGAAAAAUUGUGGUGUCUGCUGUUUACGAAGGGGGUGCUGCAGACAAGCAUGGCGGAAUUGUAAAGGGGGAUGAAAUAAUGGCUGUGAAUGGCAAGAUUUUAUUGGAUGUUAAGCUGGAGGAAGCUCAAGCAACUCUCACCAGAGCCUGGAACAUGGGUGGGGAUUGGAUUGACUUGAUCAUUGCAGUAUCUCCCCCCAAAGAAUAUGAUGAUGAAAUGACAUUUUUUUAAUAACACGGGAGAGACCAAAUGUAUACAUUGUGAAGAAAACUAC